This is a messenger RNA of Oncorhynchus kisutch (coho salmon), 7789 nucleotides long. RefSeq names its product bromodomain and WD repeat-containing protein 3-like. Gene Ontology annotation, molecular function: protein binding. NCBI's taxonomy places the organism in Eukaryota, Metazoa, Chordata, Actinopteri, Salmoniformes, Salmonidae. Gene Ontology annotation, cellular component: nucleus. The record is from RefSeq and is a predicted model, not a curated record. The transcript is spliced from 40 exons. Gene Ontology annotation, biological process: regulation of transcription by RNA polymerase II; regulation of cell shape; cytoskeleton organization. Bases 130 to 5439 code for a protein of 1769 amino acids.
GAGGGCGCUAACAAAGCUGUGAGAUAGCUUGAGAAAGGAAAAGGCCAAACGCUGGGAAGCAAUUCAAGUGGCUAUUUUCCAAAUACACCUAAACAUUAGUGAAUCAAAUGUCGAUGUUCUUAUCAAGUGAUGGCAGAAGAACAGUGUUCACAAAUCGAAGCUGAAUUGUAUUACCUCAUUGCCAGAUUUCUCCAGUCGGGACCGUGUAAAAAAUCGGCACAGAUCCUGGUUGAGGAACUGGAAGAGUAUGAGUUGAUCCCGAAACGAUGGAGUUGGGACGGCAAACAAUACAAACGAAACUUCCAAGACUGGGUGAUCUUGAACCAGCACAUCCCAGCAGACUACCUGCUGAGAGUAUGCCAACAGAUCGGUCCUCUCAUAGACAAGGAGGCCCCACCUAGCGUCCCUGGAGUCCAGACCCUCCUGGGCUUGGGAAGGCAGUCUUUGCUUCGCACAGCUAAAAGUUGUACCCACACAGAAUGGAGCGGAACUGCUGUUGCUGCGCUGCACCGGGGUCGCCCCCCAGAACCACCAGUCAGCUUUGGGAAGCCCCCCAGCAUCGUGUCCAUCAUGGGUGCUCGCCAGGCUACUGGCACUGCCCGCUUCGGCCAUGCCCUGCCGUCCUACACCUACCAGCAUAUGAAGAUGCACAGGCGCAUCCUGGGCCACCUGUCCUCUGUGUACUGUGUGGCCUUCGACCGCAGUGGCAGACGGAUAUUUACGGGUUCUGAUGACUGUCUGGUGAAGAUUUGGUCCACGGAUGACGGCCGGCUGCUGUCCACCCUGCGUGGCCAUGCGGCCGAGAUCUCCGACAUGGCAGUGAACUACGAGAACACGCUCAUAGCCUCGGCCAGCUGUGACAAGGUCAUCCGAGUGUGGUGCCUGCGCACCUGCGCCCCCAUCACUGUGCUGCAGGGCCAUGCAGCCUCCAUCACCUCCAUUCAGUUUUGUCCGGCGGUAAAAGGACCGAUGCGCUUCCUGGCCUCCACUGGCGCAGACGGCAUGGUGUGUUUAUGGCAAUGGCACUCGCUCAGCAUGAAGUUUGUUGACCGGCCAGUCAAGUUCAUUGAGCGGUCAAGGCCUGGGGUCCAGAUUUCCACCUCCUCCUUCAGCUGUGGUGGGAUGUUCCUGGCCACGGGCGGUACUGAUCAUGUGAUCAGGGUGUAUUACCUCGGCUCUGAAACACCCAUGAAGCUGUCUGAGUUGGAUGCUCACAUGGACAAAGUUGUGGUGGUCCAGUUUUGUAACAACAGUAACAGCCUAAGGUUUGUGAGUGGCAGCCGGGACGGCACGGCUAGGAUCUGGCAUUACCAACAGCAGGAGUGGAAGAGCAUUACUCUGGACAUAGCCACCAGACUACCAGGGAGUGCUGUUGUGAAUGGCGAGGACAAGACCAAGCUGGUGCCGACGAUGGUGGCCUGGGACCGCGGUGACCGCACGGUCGUCACAGCGGUCUCUAAUUACCUGCUCAAAGUGUGGAGCUCUACCACGGGCCAGCUACUGCAUGUGCUGUCUGGUCAUGAUGAUGAAGUGUUUGUCUUGGAGGCCCACCCAUUUGACCGCCGCAUCAUGCUGUCUGCUGGUCACGAUGGCAACAUCUACAUGUGGGACCUCGCCAAGGGAGCGAAGAUCCGCAACUUCUUCAACAUGAUUGAGGGCCAAGGCCACGGUGCAGCGUUUGACUGUAAGUUCUCAGCUGAUGGACAGCACUUUGCCUGCACUGACUCCCAUGGCCACCUGCUCAUCUUUGGCUUUGGCUGCAGCAGACCCUAUGAGAAGAUUCCUGACCAGAUGUUCUUCCACACUGACUUCCGGCCCCUGAUCCGGGACGCCAAUAACUUUGUCCUGGACGAGCAAACCCAGCAGGCGCCCCACCUCAUGCCCCCUCCCUUCUUGGUGGACGUGGACGGUAACCCCCACCCCACCCACUACCAGCGCCUGGUGCCCGGCAGGGAGAGCUGCAAGGAGGAACAUCUGGUGCCCCAGCUGGGCUACAUGGCCAAUGGUGAUGGUGAGGUGGUGGAGCAGGUGAUUGGCCAGCUAACAGCAGAUGAGGGUCAGGGAGAAAGCCCAUUGGAUGUCCUGAUCAGACAGUUGCAAAACCAGCCGGAUGAGAGGCGGGACCAAGAGAGAGAGCCUGAAGGAGAGGGGGCUGGUGAGAGACCAGAGGUAGUGGGAUCGCCCCCUAACGUGGGCCUGAGGAGGAGUGGUCAGGUGGAGGGGGUGCGUCAGAUGCACCACAACGCCCCUCGCAGUCAGAUGGCCACGGAGAGGGACCUGCUGGCCUGGAGCAGGAGGGUUGUGGUCAAUGAAGUCCAGCAAGGGGUCCUCCGGGUGAUGGAGGAGACCAGACGGGCCAAAGGUGAGGUGGAGUGUUCCAUCUACAACACAGAGAGGAGGAGGAAGCCUGUACCCAGUUCUCCUAAGACUGAGCAGCAGGCUCCCUGCAAGCGCUCCCUGCGGCGGACCCAGAGGAAGAAGAAGCAGACCAGACCUCCACCAGCGUACCAGACCCGCUCAGCAGGAGAACGUCGCCGUGUGAACAGGGGGAGGAUCUCUGACAGCCAGAUGGACUCUGACAGCGAUGGAGAGGCAGAGGAGCAGGCAGAAGCCAGCGAAGCUUCCUCUGAUGGGGAAACACAGUGGCAGAGUGACAGCAGUUCCAGUGUCUCCUCUAGUGACUACUCUGAUUGGACAGCUGAUGCGGGGAUCAACCUCCAGCCCCCCAAGCGGACCAGCAGAAGGCAGGUCCGACCGCCCGGUGGCUCCAGCAGUUCAGAGGAGGCCGAGGGCCAGGGAGAGGAGGCCGGAAGGAAGCAGGCGGAGAAGAAGAAGAAGCCCAAGCAGACCAAACAGAAGAAACCUAGCUCGUCUCUGUCUCUGGCUGGGUGUGAUGCAGAGGAAUGGCUGCCCCCCUCCUGGAUCAUGGAGACCAUCCCCCGCCGCUCUCCUUUUGUGCCACAGAUGGGUGACGAGCUGAUGUACUUCAGGCAGGGCCACCAGGCCUACGUCAGGGCAGUGCACAGGGCCAAGGCCUACAGUAUCAAUCCUCAGAAACAGCCCUGGAACAAGCUCAACCUCAGGGACCAGGAGUCUGUGAAGGUGGUUGGCAUUAAGUAUGAGGUGGGCCCUCCCACCCUCUGUUGCCUAAAACUGGCCUUCCUGCACCCCAUCUCGGGCAAAAUGACCAAUGAGUCAUUCUCCUUAAAGUACCAUGACAUGCCGGAUGUCAUUGAUUUCCUGGUGCUCCAGCAGUUCUAUGACGAAGCUAAAGAGCACAACUGGCAGACUGGUGUGCGCUUCCGGAGCAUCAUCGAUGACGCCUGGUGGUUUGGCUCGGUGGAGGACCAACAGCCACUCCAGCCAGAGUACCCAGACAGCCUGUUCCAGUGCUACGCUGUCAAGUGGGAUAAUAGCGAGAGGGAGAAGAUGAGCCCUUGGGACAUGGAGCCCAUUUCUGAUGAAGCGGAGUUGCCAGAAGAGGUUGGGGACGGGGUGGUGGUGACAGAGGAGGAGGUGAAGGCUCGCCUCUACAGCCCCCAGGAGGGGGAGUGGGGGGCUCACUCACGGGACGAGGACUGCCAGAGGGUCAUCUUUGGCAUCAACGAUCUGCUUACACUGGACCUGGCCAAGGCGUUUGCUUCACCUGUGGACCUGCGGGACUACCCCCUCUACUGCACUGUGGUGGCCUACCCCACUGACCUCAGCACCAUCCACAGACGGCUGGAGAACCGCUUCUACAGGAGGAUCUCUGCUCUGAUGUGGGAGGUGCGCUACAUCGAGCACAACGCCCGCACUUUCAACGAGCCCCAGAGCCCCAUCGUGGCAGCAGCCAAGGUGGUGACUGACGUGCUCCUCCGCUACAUUGGGGACCAGAGCUGCACAGACAUCUUAGAUCUGUGCCACAAGGUGAAGACGGAGCUGAGCAGUGGAGAGGACGAGACUGCUGAGGUGGACGUGGACUCUGACACUCCAGGGACAUCCACAGGACAACAGCGGGCCAAUCCCAGUCCUAAAAAGCGUGGGGUUGUGUUAGACGUGCGUGCGUGGCGGGGCCAAUGUCGGGAGCUGUUGCGGCGUAUGAUGGACGGCCCUGACUCUGAGCCCUUCAGACAGCCUGUGGACCUCUUUACCUACCCAGACUAUCGAGACAUCAUAGACACUCCCAUGGACCUGGGGACUGUUACAGAGGCGCUGGUCGUCGGAAACUAUGAGAACCCCAUGGAGUUUGCCAAAGAUGUCCGUCUCAUUUUCAGCAACUCCAAAGCAUAUACACCUAACAAGAAGUCACAGAUCUACACCAUGACCCUGAGCCAAUCAGCCUUCUUUGAGAGACAAAUCAUCUCCAUCAUCUCCGACUACAAGUCUGCAGUCCAGAACCAGCGGAGGAGGAGUCGCCAGAGUGUCAGCUACAGGAAGAGGCUGAACAGUGGAGGCAGCUCCCCUCCCACCAGCCGACCCUCCAGUCCUAAAGGGAAGCACAAGUCGGGGAAGAAAGCAACACCCAAAAAAUCCCAACCCUCAUCUAAAAGCCAGUCUCGCAGGCCAUCUCAGGCGUCGGAGUCGAGCAGCGUGGUGGUGGAGGAGGACAGCCAGCCCUCGUCCUCCUCCAGCUCCGGGACAGGCAGCCACAUUGGGGGCCCAGGGGCCGACCGUGUCACCCGCAGUCGGACCACACCCAUCAAGAACUUGGGUAUUACUACACAGGAGCGUAACAGACCUCUCACCAAUGGUGCCAGACAGAGCCACCGGCGAAGAGUGCUGCAGGAGGGGGAGGAGUCUGGAGGAUCCAAUAGCUCCUCCUCUUCAUCAUCGUCUUCCUCAUCAUUGUCCUCAUCAGACAGUGAUUCAGACAGUGAGUCAGAGGUUGGGAAGUUCGUGGAGGGAGGAGAUCACGACUACAGCAAAGCUCCCUGCUUAAAGACCCGCCACAAAGCCAAGGGCAAGAUGGACGUUUCUGGGAAGAGGAGGCGGAAAGAAGAACAGGAGGCGGAGGAGGCUCCAGAGAGAGCCAAGAGAGCACGAGUCCAGGCAGAGGAUGAGGAGGAGGAGAAGGAUGAAGAAGAUGAUGAAGACAAUGAGGAGGAGGAGGAAGAAGAGGAGGAGGAGCCACAGCCGCAACCGCAGAGAGAGGAGGAGGAUGACGAGGAGGAGCCUGAGGAGGAAGAGGAGCCUGAGGAAAAGGAGGAAUCGGAGGAGGACGACUCUGAGCAGGGUGAGGGUGGGACAGAGGGCGGUCAGAAAAGCAGUAGCCGCAGUAAGUCUGGUCAGGUGAACACCCGGAACCAGGGCCGCAGGACAGUGUUGUACAACGACGAGUCAGAUGAAGAGUCGGGGAUCACAGAGGACCCCCUCAACCUAGGCAUGUCCCGCUCAGGACGGGUACGUCGCAUGACCGAAAAGGCUCGUGUCAGCCACCUCAUGGGCUGGAACCACUGACACACACAGCCCCCUCAAACCUCCUCAAACUGGGCUUUCUAACCCCAACCAACCACCAUCUACCUUACCCACCAGGCGUGAUACUGAGACUGGACUCUGUUCAAUUGACUAAAUUAAUACUUCAGGGAUUUCUUUUUUUAAUGAUUUUUGCAUAAUUUUGCUUUGUGUAGGAGACUGUUUACGACUCUACUGGCAGUGGUGCUCCUGAUAAUCUUGCCAAGGAACCUCCCUCCCUGGUCUUCAGGGUUACUCAUCAACAUGGACCUGGUUAAACUCGCUUCCACCUAACUUACUGCUCUCCUGGGCCUUAAAGACUCCUUACUCCUCUUCUAUCAACUCCUCUCAUCUGCUUUUCCUCUGCCAUCUUUCUACUUGCCCUUGCAUUCUCCCUUCUUCCUGGUCGUACUACUACAAAGUUUCAGAGAUGCCAAAAACCGGUGCUCAUGUUAUAUCUCAAGGAGACUGUACGGUCUGUUUUUCUCUACCACCUGGGUGACAGAAAGUGAUGUUCCCUCUACUCUCUCUGUUUGUGUCCUGUCUGAACAGUACAUCUCUCCCUAAAUGAGCCUCUUCCACAUGACCCCCUCUGUGUUGGGUUGUCUGAUUUGACGCUAACCCUGUCACUAUUCUUCAUCCUCCCAAAUCCUCACCCUUCUCAUUGAGAGGUCAACUCUGGUGUGCUCAUUCACUGCAUAAAUGUCCCCUUUCAGGUGUCCAGGCUAGGUCAUAGAGGCAAGGUGAUUCUGUGGGUUUUGGUUCAAGACUAUCUUCGCGUAGGAACUGAUUGAUUCUAAUUAGUUGAGGUGGUGACUUCCUACAUCAUUAAUUAUGUCUCGUUAUAAAAUGCUGCAUGCCUACAGUAGACUGUUCCACCAUUGAAUCAGAGACAGAUGUAGCUCCUUAGUUAAUUCCUGGGCCACUGAAUGUUUUUCAUGUUAUAUUCCCCCUAGUCUCUAUCUGUUCUGUAGAAUUUGUAUAUUUGCACAUACAAUAGUUUUAUAGAGGCUUGGCCAUGUCCUCAUCCUGUGGCAUGUGGUUGUUAGGGUUGAUUGAUGUCUAGUGUGCUAGUGACAUGAAAGAGUGUGGGUAAUUGGAAAGGAGAAAUGCAAAGCUGUUGUAUAAGGAUUGGAACCAUUGUUCUAUUUCUGUUAGUCGGAAUAUACUUUUAUGGAUCAAAUGAACACAUUAGUUUAUAACUUCCAGGGCACUGUCCUUCAAACCAGUCAUUGGUUCAAACACCAAUGUGAAUCAUGGUACUUUUUGGGAGAUGUUUGCCCAUAACCACCACUCACUUCCACCUUGUGCUGAGACGGGCAUUUUUUACUACAGAAAUGUGUAUUUUUUUCACUGUAUUAUACACUUUGCAAUUCUUUCUUAGCUAAUACUAAUGAUGGUGAAAUAUUUGCAUAUUUAUGUAUUGUGUAGCAGCUGAAUUUGAGAAGGCUUUUGUUGGGCUGAGCAUCCAUUGCACCUCUGAUUUCCUCUUAAUUGGACAACCAGAAAAGCUACAAAGAGCGAAGGACUUUUUUUUUCAUGUGGUUUUAAAGAACAAAGGACUUUAUUUGUGUGUACAAAUCACAGAUACAUUUUGCCAGUAAUAUUAAUGUACAAAUACAUCUGAUCAAGUUGUUGUGAGCAUUACUGAUCAGACGGUUGUGCUUGCUGGCUCGAAGGUCGGAGCGACGGGUCUGCCUUAGGAACAGACCGCAUGGCUACAGACAGGCAGGUUCUCUUCUCCUUUCCUUCCACUUCCUAACAUAAGGUGUGUGUGAUACAGUUCCAUGACUUCACCCAAUGUUCCCAGGAUCCCCCCCAGCUCCUCUGCCCCAUGAUUCCCCUACUACACUCUGGUUUAGUGGCUCUGAACUCUCAUGUGUCAUGUGGUGGUCCAUGCUACUGCUAGUCAUGUUGCCACACGAGAGAAGGAGAUGGGACUCUGGGAAGUCAAUUCAUUAAGCAAGGUUUUGGUUAGUCAAUCGCCAGCCAGCAGUAACUCUGUCUGCAAACUCUUUGUGGGUGUAGAGUUUGAAAAGACUUCAAUUGUGCCAAUAGAUAGGCUUAAAUACCUACUCAAUAUUUUGGGAAUGUGCUCUCUUCAUAUAAUAGAUGGUAACUGGACUGGCCCCCUAGUCGUUUCUGAGUUCAAUGAUGACAUUCUAGGUAUAAUAAGUGUUUAUUUUUUCCCCCUACAAUUUUUUUUUCUUUUUUUUUUUCUAAAAAAUAAAGGAGCAACAGAUUUUCUCCAAACUUGGCACCCCUGGUAUUUCAGUUUAAUUCAGUCACAUUCUAUAAACACAAACAUGUUUUACCAUGAUUUACAUGUUCUGUCACUUCUCAUGGAAAGAUGGGA